This is a messenger RNA of Haliaeetus leucocephalus (bald eagle), 2291 nucleotides long. RefSeq names its product cysteine-rich secretory protein LCCL domain containing 1 (gene CRISPLD1). Lineage: Eukaryota; Metazoa; Chordata; Aves; Accipitriformes; Accipitridae. The transcript is spliced from 14 exons. The record is from RefSeq and is a predicted model, not a curated record. The coding region runs from base 66 to 1607 and encodes 513 amino acids. Gene Ontology annotation, cellular component: extracellular region.
CCAACAGAUCUGGAAGAAAGACUUUGUCUUGGAGCUAACUCCUGAACAUUUUGAGAUCAUUCAUCAUGAAGUAUGUAGUACAGGAAUGGCUCAGAGUAACUACCUUGCUAUUCAUAGCUCAAGCAGUUUCUGCAAUGGUUCUUCCCAAUGCCACGCUCUUAGAGGAACUUUUGGAAAAGUACAUGGAUGAAGAUGGUGAGUGGUGGAUCGCCAAGCAGAGAGGGAAAAGGGCUAUCACAGACAGUGAUAUGCAGAGUAUCUUGGAUCUUCAUAAUAAAUUACGGGGUCAGGUGUAUCCACCAGCUUCCAAUAUGGAAUAUAUGACAUGGGACACAGAACUGGAGAGAUCUGCAGAGUCGUGGGCUGAAACCUGUCUAUGGGAGCAUGGGCCUGCAAGCCUUCUUCCAUCAAUUGGACAGAAUUUGGGGGCACACUGGGGCAGGUACAGACCUCCAACAUUUCAUGUCCAAGCAUGGUAUGAUGAAGUAAGAGAUUUCACGUAUCCCCAUCCUCAUGAAUGCAACCCAUAUUGUCCUUACAAAUGCUCUGGUCCUGUUUGUACACAUUACACACAGGUUGUUUGGGCUACAAGUAGCAGAAUCGGUUGUGCAAUAAAUUUGUGUCAUAACAUGAACAUCUGGGGGCAGAUUUGGCCAAAAGCAGUCUAUCUUGUAUGCAAUUAUUCUCCUAAGGGUAACUGGUGGGGUCAUGCUCCUUAUAAACCUGGCCGCCCUUGUUCUGCAUGUCCCCCUAGUUUUGGAGGAGGUUGCAGAGAAAAUCUUUGUUACAGAGAGGAUUCAGAAAGGCCUUAUUCUCCCCACGAACCAGAAGAGGAAACCAAUGAGAUUGAACGGCAGCGAUCCAAAGCCCAGGAUGCAACGGUGCAAAGCCGGCCAAGAACUCAUUCACCUUCAGGCUCCACAGGCGCUGAUGACAGUGAGAAAAAUGAAGUAAUAAGCACACAGCAAAUGUCUCAGAUUGUUUCAUGUGAAGUAAGGCUAAGAGAUCAGUGCAAAGGAACAACUUGCAAUAGGUAUGAAUGUCCUGCUGGCUGUUUGGAUAGCAAAGCCAAAGUUAUUGGAAGUGUACAUUAUGAAAUGCAAUCCAGUAUUUGUAAAGCUGCCAUACAUUAUGGCAUCCUAGACAAUGAAGGUGGUUGGGUUGAUGUCACUAGGCAAGGAAGGAAAAAUUACUUUAUCAAGUCUUACAGAAAUGGCAUUCAGUCAGUUGGAAAAUACCAGUCUGCUAACUCAUUCACUGUCUCUAAAGUAACAGUUCAAGCUGUCACCUGUGAAACAACAGUGGAACAACUGUGCCCAUUUCAAAAACCAGCCUCACACUGUCCAAGGGUGUAUUGUCCUCGCAACUGUAUGCAGGCAAAUCCACACUAUGCUCGUGUAAUUGGAACACGAAUUUACUCUGAUAUAUCCAGUAUCUGCCGGGCAGCAGUACAUGCUGGUGUAGUCCGCAACCAGGGUGGUUAUGUUGAUGUUAUGCCAGUAGACAAAAGAAAGGUGUACAUUGCUUCCUUUCAAAAUGGAAUAUAUUCAGAAAGUUUACAGAACCCUCCAGGGAGCAAGGCAUUCAGAGUAUUUGCUGUUGUUUAAGUCUAGCAAGUAAAAUGUAAAAUAGGCAACUGAAACCAGAGCACUUGGAAGAGAAUAAUAAAGGCCAUUUCUUAUAAUUCCUAAAAUUUGUAUAAAGCUGUAACAUUAUUGUACAGAAGAUGUAUACUGCUUUCCACCAAAAAGUUUAAAUUACGUAUAUAUCUUAAUGAAAAAAUCUGUAAAAGUAAACAUGGGAGAAAAAUUCAGUUGAAAAUCUAUAAUGAUAUGUAACAAUAUUUUGAAUCCUGUGUUAAAUAUUGCUAUAUUUUCUUAGCAGUUACUCCUAUACAGUUAAUUCAAAGCUCAUAAAUGUUCUUUGUUUUCUUCAUCUGAAUAUAUUGUUGUAUGGUGCUUUAUAUAUGCCACUAACAGUAACCUUAAAACUAUACCAUAGGGAGGCCUGAGUUUUUAUUUCCAAUGUACAUAAAAGAAGCCAUCCCAAUAAUUCAAUAUAAUAAAUCAUGCCUUAAAGUAAAAUAAAAAUAUAUAUAACUUUUUGAUGAUUUACAGUAGCAUUAGCCAUGCAAGCAUAAAUGAAGAGCUAGACUGUUUUCAAUUUCACACUAAUCAUAACAAGUACAAAUACCUGUUUUGAAAUAAAGUGGAGAAUAUAAAAUAUAGGGAAGUCCUGGGUUGUAUUAGCAUGUUUUCCUCUAAAGAAGUAUCUUUAAGAGACUGGGCCAU